AUGCAGGGACAGAUUCUUGAUCCAUUGACGAUGACUGAUGAUCCGGAAAGGGUGUACCCGGCUCCGACAAUAGCCGAUAACGGGUCAGAUAAAGAAGCCAGCAGUUUGGGACCUUCAGCUCCAGUUGCAGCUGCCAGCUCUAGGGCCAUAGCCGAGGAUGGACGCACCAGGAAGAAGCGUCUCCAACUGAGCUGCGGCGAAUGCAGAAGAAAAAAGCUCUCCUGUGAUCGAAACCGGCCUUGCCGCAGGUGCGUGAGGACGGGAAGGGCAGACCAAUGCGAGUUUGAAACAAAGCCAAGGCUCGGUCUGCCGCCGGUGGAUAACAGCGCGCAAUUGGACCAGAUCAAAUCCAACCAUUCCGAGAUUCUCAAUCUUCGGAGUGAGCUUUUUCAGCUGAGAGAGCUGCUAUCACGGCCGGGUCCUCAGCAGGGACGAGAUGAGAGCGUCGAAAAUGUCCAAGUCGAUGAAGUCUCCAAGAGAAGCGCCGAAAUUGAGGCCAAAGAAGCCAUUUCGAGCAGCCGGAACAUCAUUAGCACUAACAAUGAUAGCCCACCUGAUCCAAGAGACAAAUCCCCGCGGGGAUACUAUAGACGGCAUACUCUCUUGCGAUUCUUCUCAGAGAUCCCACAACUCUUCCCAUUCAUCAAGGAAACAGCUGAUCAAUGGCUUAAACCCUAUGGAAUCUACAUCAAGAAGAACAAAUCGGCCAGAGAUGAUGGCUGGAGAAUGAAGAUGGUGUCCCAAGAGCAGCCCCUGUUAGCAAAUCAUUUACCGCCAAAAGGCGACACAGAUGCACUCGUCGCGAUAUAUCUCAACAAUUUCGAACAGCUUCAUCGUAUAGUGCAUGUUCCAACUUUCAGCAGGGAGUAUAUGAAUUUCUGGACGCCUGGGAGAACGCGAUAUCCAACAAUGGCAGCCAUGAUUCUCUCCAUGCUUGCUGUCUCAAUUAGUGCCGCUCCUCAACUUGCUGGUUCUUCGCCAAUUCCAACCGUCUAUCGACACAUGUCUGAACAAUGGAUUGCUGCGGUUGACGAUUGGCUAAGGCUACAGAGCUCAAAGCAUCGCAAGCUUGUGCACUAUCAAGUGUCCUGCUUGAUAUAUAUUGCUAGAAGAAUGCACGUGAUUAACAAGAAGAGGUUUUGGAAAGAUACUGGGUCUCUAAUUCAAGAUGCCAUCACAGAUGGGCUGCAUCGCAAUCCCCCUUUGACGGACACUCUUUUCAUAAGGGAGUUGAAGAAGCGGAUAUGGUUUACCGUUCGCGAAAUGGAGCUUCAGAACUCAUUCGAAUGCGGCCUACUGACUCUUCUCCAUAACAUUGAGUGCGACGUCGAGGCACCUGUCAAUCUUGCAGACGAUGAUUUUGAUGAUGCAACCGUGCACUCCCCCAUUGAAAGACUGCCAAACUACUACACAGAAUCCUCCUAUCAGUUCCACAGCUUCCGAAGUUGGUCACUCCGCCUCGAGAUCUCACGUCGACUUUUUGGGUCAGGAGCUUUUAGGAUUCCCGAGUACGACGAAGUCCUGCGCUACACUCAUGAGAUAACAAAGGCAAUCAAUGAUCUCCCGCCUUGGGGAAGCUGCAGGGCUGGCGACAAAAGGGACCCAUAUCUCUUCUUGACGUUUUCAAUGUUGGAGUUUCAGCUCAAGGAGUGUCUUUUAGCUCUGCAUCGACCGUACAUCGAUAGGGAUGAUGGGAAAUAUCCACUUUCAGAGAAUAUUUGCUAUCAAACAUCACGCGAGAUACUUCUUUCGAAUAUCGGACUUGCGAAUCUAGGAGUGCAGAGCCUAGCACAGCUUCGGGAAGAUUUGUCUAUUGCGUCGCUGCAUAUGACUCGCAUCACCCUGCUACAGCCAGAAGGCUCAGCUAGCAUCAUCAUGUCAAAUGCAAUGUCGACUAUCGACCUGCUCGAGCAAUGUCUCCCCAUAAUAGACGAAAAAUAUCUUCGCGUCGCUGAUCCCUGGAUAUUUUUCAUCAUGUGCACGGCCAUCAUGCUUAUCAAGAUGCAUCUCGGGAAAGAGUCUCGGCAGACAGCCAAGUCGUCUUGCGCACGUAGAUUCCUCGAUUUGUACUACAAGAAUGUGUGGAUGCGGCAACCCGCGGAUCUUGCUCAGCAGCAGGCGAUUACUCAAGACAUUGUCAACCAAACAAAUGUUGCCGCCUGUCCGCCACCUUCUGCGGACGGCAGUGCUCUCCCUACAUCAGUAUGGCUCGACAGUAGCUAUCCCGAUAUUGGAAAUGAUCCGUUCGAUCUCGCUGUCGGGCUAGACGACGUAUGGGACGAAUCGGGAUUUCCACUGCCGGGGUUUCCAAACUGCUAA
Messenger RNA from Trichoderma gamsii, 2319 nucleotides. RefSeq lists its product as hypothetical. Gene Ontology annotation, molecular function: RNA polymerase II cis-regulatory region sequence-specific DNA binding; zinc ion binding; DNA-binding transcription activator activity, RNA polymerase II-specific. The record is from RefSeq and is a predicted model, not a curated record. Gene Ontology annotation, cellular component: nucleus. Gene Ontology annotation, biological process: DNA-templated transcription; regulation of transcription by RNA polymerase II. NCBI's taxonomy places the organism in Eukaryota, Fungi, Ascomycota, Sordariomycetes, Hypocreales, Hypocreaceae. Bases 1 to 2319 code for a protein of 772 amino acids. The transcript is spliced from 6 exons.